AACUGUAACAUCACAUUAUUAAUUACAUACCGUUAUUAAACAGAGAAAGGCUAAAGUCUUUAUAAAGGGGAUGGGCGGGGGUCCGAAGUCAUCGUUGGCAUCAAAUAAACUUUUGACAGAAUGCAGCUGUCAGCCAUUAUACUUGCGUGCUUGUUCCUGCUCUCUGAAGCGGUGGCCCCGGCCGAGUUCACUCAGUCGCCGCCCUUUGCCUGUGACUGGUCCAAUCCUGCUACCAGAUCCUACCCAUUCUGCAACGCCAGGCUCAGCGUGUCUCGCAGAGCCCAAGACCUGGUGUCGCGCCUCUCAUUGGACGAGAAGCUAGCUCAACUAGUUAACAACGCACCUCCCAUUCCUCGACUCGGUAUCCCCGCCUACCAAUGGUGGAAUGAAGCUUUGCACGGAGUCUCCUACGUUGGACGAGGCAUCCGAUUCAAUGGCUCCAUUUCUUCUGCCACUAGCUUCCCUCAAGUCAUCCUCUCCGCUGCUACCUUCGACCCCCUCCUCUGGUACAGAAUCGGUCAGGCCGUCGGAGCAGAAGCAAGAGCAAUCUAUAAUGCAGGGCAAGCCACGGGCAUGACAUUUUGGGCUCCAAACAUUAACAUCUUCAGAGAUCCAAGAUGGGGGAGAGGUCAAGAAACAGCCGGCGAAGACCCACAGGUUACUUCCAAGUACGCUGUGUCGUAUGUGAGGGGGUUACAAGGUGAUUCCUUCCAGGGAGGCAAACUCAGCGGCCAUCUUCAAGCUUCGGCUUGUUGCAAGCAUUUCACGGCUUACGAUUUGGACAACUGGAAGGGUGUGAAUCGCUUCGUCUUCGAUGCUCGCGUCACUUUGCAAGAUUUAGCGGACACAUAUCAGCCUCCAUUUCAGAGCUGCGUGGAGCAAGGACGAGCAAGUGGGAUAAUGUGCGCUUAUAACCGAGUGAAUGGGGUUCCAAACUGUGCAGAUUUCAAUCUCCUAACUAAAACCGCCAGAAAACAAUGGGGUUUCCACGGGUACAUCACUUCCGAUUGUGGCGCAGUCUCCCUCCUUCAUAAGGAUCAAGGAUAUGCGAGAUCGGCGGAGGACGCUGUGGCCGAUGUCCUUCGGGCUGGAAUGGACGUAGAGUGCGGUGAUUACUUGACGAAGCAUGCUAAAUCAGCAGUGGUGCAGAAAAAAUUACCAAUAUCUCAAGUAGAUCGUGCACUUCACAACCUGUUUUCAAUUAGAAUACGGCUGGGUCUAUUCGAAGGGAAUCCAGCCAAACUCCCCUUCGGCGCUAUCGGUCCUGAUCAAGUGUGUUCAAAAGAUCACCAGUAUUUAGCUCUUGAAGCAGCCAAAAAUGGCAUUGUCCUUUUGAAGAACUCUGCCAGACUUCUCCCACUCCCCAAAAUAAAACCUCCAAUUUCCCUCGCAAUCAUAGGUCCUAACGGCAAUGCUGGCUCUUUAACGCUCCUUGGAAACUAUGAGGGCCCUCCCUGUAAACUUGUGACGCCAUUGCAGGCCUUUCAGCACUAUGUUAAGAACACCAUUUAUCACCCUGGUUGUGAUGGAGGAGUCAAAUGUUCUUCGGCUCAGAUUGGCGAAGCCGUGGACAUCGCCGCGAAGGCUGAUUACGUGGUGCUGAUGAUGGGGUUGGAUCAAAGUCAAGAGAGAGAAGAUCGUGAUCGGGUUCACCUGGACUUACCUGGCAAGCAGCUGGAACUCAUAGACAGCGUUGCUCAAGCUUCCAAGAGGCCAGUCACCUUGGUGAUCUUUUCUGGAGGCCCUCUUGAUAUUUCUUCGGCCAAGGAUAACAACAAAAUUGGAGGCAUCCUCUGGGCCGGUUAUCCCGGAGAAGCUGGAGGAAUCGCGCUUGCUCAGAUCAUCUUUGGCGAUCACAACCCAGGAGGAAGAUUACCAGUGACUUGGUACCCAAAAGAUUUCAUAAGAGUGCCAAUGACAGACAUGAGGAUGCGAGCUGAUCCAUCUUCUGGGUAUCCCGGAAGGACCUACCGGUUUUACAGGGGCCCAAAGGUGUAUGAGUUCGGCUAUGGCCUCAGCUACUCCAAAUAUUCCCACGAGUUCCUCUCUGUCACGCAGAACAAGCUUAACUUGAAUCAAUCGUCGUCUUACUUGAUAGUUGAGAAUUGGGAAACCAUUCGUAUCAAAUCAGUAUCAGAGAUGGGGGCAAAAUUGUGCCAAAGCAUGUCAGUGUCAGUGAGGGUGGGAGUUAAAAACGAAGGAAGUACGGCGGGGAAGCAUUCGGUCUUGCUAUUUGCGAGGCAUGCGAAACAGAGAAGUGGAAAUCCGAUCAAACAGUUGGUGGGUUUUGAGAGUGUGAUGUUAGAUGCAGGGGAAAGGGCGGAAGUUGGAUUUGAGAUAAGUCCCUGCGAGCACCUUAGCAGAGCAAGCGAGGGUGGCUCCAAAGUAAUUGAAGAAGGCUCCCAUUUGUUGAUUGUUGGGGAUGAACAGUAUCCAAUUGAUAUAAUUUUCUGAUGUUGCGGAUUUGAUUCUUCAAUAAGCCUCAGCUAAUUUAUUAGGGGUCUCAUCAUGAAAUUGAAUCCGUACACUCUAUCGAUGUAUUUUUAAUAUAUAUAUACAUAUAUAUAUGCUCA
This is a messenger RNA of Neltuma alba, 2573 nucleotides long. Its product is annotated as probable beta-D-xylosidase 7. NCBI's taxonomy places the organism in Eukaryota, Viridiplantae, Streptophyta, Magnoliopsida, Fabales, Fabaceae. The transcript has 6 exons. Gene Ontology annotation, cellular component: plant-type cell wall. Bases 121 to 2454 code for a protein of 777 amino acids. The record is from RefSeq and is a predicted model, not a curated record. Gene Ontology annotation, biological process: arabinan catabolic process; xylan catabolic process. Gene Ontology annotation, molecular function: xylan 1,4-beta-xylosidase activity; alpha-L-arabinofuranosidase activity.